Messenger RNA from Fomitiporia mediterranea MF3/22, 1788 nucleotides. RefSeq lists its product as uncharacterized. NCBI's taxonomy places the organism in Eukaryota, Fungi, Basidiomycota, Agaricomycetes, Hymenochaetales, Hymenochaetaceae. The coding region runs from base 1 to 1788 and encodes 595 amino acids. The transcript has 13 exons. The record is from RefSeq and is a predicted model, not a curated record.
AUGGUACACUACAUACGAGUUUCGUCACUCUUUCCUGUACUCUGCUUGGCUCUCGCGACCAUAGCAUCUAUAGUUCAUUUACCAAGGGCCACUGAUCCAUGUGCAGCUAUUGCUGGACAGACUUUUGUUCCUCCCACUGACGCACUCGCCUGCUUAAAGUCUUUCCCCUUCAACGAAACCCUCCGCCAGAACAUCUUGCAGGUUGUCUCGCGUGUCUUUGACUUUUUCACUUUUGAGAACUAUUAUUUAGAUUCGCCAGCUCCGUUUGAAGAGUCUACGGUAGAUAUCCGAGCAGAACUCGAACGAAUAAACAGUACUGACUACGAGACGGAUUUCGACUUUAACAAGGAUCUCUUCGACUUCACGACUCAAUUAAACGAUGGUCACACGCGCUGGUUUCCAAACUGCUAUACGACCUUCCAGAACUUGCUUCCUGCCCCAGUAGUCAUCCUCGAAGAGGAUGGUGAACAGAACGUCUUUGUCGUACCAAACUCCGUCGAGUUGUUCGGAUUGCUCGGAACCAAUUUCUCAGAUUUCUAUGACUCGAUUGAUUUCGACUGGCAACGUCUUGCGGGCGCAAAGGUGGUCUCCAUUGAGGACAUAGAUCCAUUCGAAUAUAUAGACAUCAUAGCGAAGAACGUCUCUGGGAACUACCUCGACCAUGGAGUGCGCGUAAACAGUGCACUAAGCAGCUACCGUAUUAGUGGAACCAACUAUUCACAGCGUGUCGGUGAUCUUGCUGCUCGACCAAUGCCAGUACAGGAGAACCUAACGUUUAGUCUCAUUAUGGCAAACAGCACUGAUGAAGAAAAUGUGACUGUGCCAUUUUUAGUGCAAUUCGUAGGCAACUCGUUUACAGACCAGACAUCUUUCUGGACAAAUAAUUGUGCCUCAACUAAUACCACCAAUGGUGUCGACGCGAAAGUAGGCAGAAUUUCUAAGAAUGCCUUCCGCCGGAACGACCGACUUCUUGCGAAGGCCUUUAUCAUGGAUUCUCCGCCAAGCAAUGCGAUUGACCUUCCACCAGAAUUCCAACCGACUCUCCCGCAGGUCAAUACCUCUGCAGGAGUGAUCAAGUCGUAUAUUUUGCCUGACAACCAGACUGGUGUGAUGUUCGUAGGUUCGUUUGAUGGCGACUUCUCUCAGUUCCAGACCGAUACAGUCUCUGCGAUGAACAACUUCCUCUCUGCAAAUGUCUCACGGCUUCUUAUUGAUCUUACGGGUAACGGUGGAGGAUUCGUGUGCCUUGGACUAUUCUUGCACCAGUACCUUGCAGGCGCACAGAUCGGAUAUCCAGGAUUUGUGUCAACUAGUCGUGCAAAUGAGCUUGCACAGAAGAUUGUGAAGAAUGACAUUGCACUAAAUGUUACUCAACAAUAUUAUUCACCCUCAAACUGGGCGUUCUUGAAUGACACGCAGUAUCCGACGACUUUCAACUAUAACGAUCCCUCUUUACCAUUUACUGUCAAUGAUGUUAGCGAUCCUACAUCUCAACGAUUCCAUGAAAUCUGUACACCAUUUGACGUCGACAUCCCGCAAACGCCGCCUAUUGCUCUCGAGAACAUAGCUAUUGUCAGCAAUGGCAAUUGCGCGUCAACCUGUGCAAUGUUCAGCACGCUCAUGAACGAGCUGCAUAACACUACUAUUGCUGUCUUCGGCGGCAAGCCUGACGAAGAUAUUGAGUUCAAAGGCAUGGCGGGCAAUCAAGUCCUUGAAUGGGCUGACAUAGAUACAGAGAUCAAGACAGCCAAUUUGAAAGAUGACCCUCUCGCACCUCCUGAUCUGUGA